GGUUACGAACCGCUUACCGACAGAUGGUGCUUGAAGUGGACAUGUGUCAAUUUUCAAGUAUCAAUUUUUGUUGGUGAUGUUGGAAGUUUGAGGCUUGAAAUCGUUUAAAAUGUACAAGUUUGUCGUUUUAUUUAUUUGUAUGUGUUCGGUAAUCAGUGCGGAGCAAAUAAAUCAACUCGUAAUUAACAAAAAUGUCGAAAGAACGAUCGAUUUAACAUCACAACUAGUCAAGAUAACUGCGACCAUAACCUUAGAAAAUACCGGCAAAGACACAGUUCGAAAUUACCUAAUAGUGCUGGAACCGGACACUGUGGGCAAUCUAUCGUACAUUUCGGUGAAAGACUCGCUUAAAGAAGACUUAAAAUUGACCCCAAGCAAGGUAGAAAAGCACGAAAAGGACGUCUACAGUGUCCAGCUGAAGCAGCCUUUGGCGACCGGUCGCACGGCCGGGAUCAUCCUUGAGGCUGUUUUCACCAAGGGUCUGGUACCGUACCCCAACAGCAUAACGCAGAAGGAGAAACAACUGGUCAGGUACUUCGGAAAUCACUAUUUUUACACACCCUAUGCGACAAGUAAACAGACAACGAGCGUGACAUUGAGCUCCAGAAGCGUCGAAAGCUACACGAAAUUGAAACCAGUGAGUCAGUCCGACUCCACCUUAACCUAUGGCCCUUAUAGCGACAUCCCGGCGUUUUCGCAAGACCGCAUGAUCGUGCAUUAUGAGAACAACUCGCCCUUUUUGACCGUCACGCGCCUGGAGCGCCUUAUUGAAAUCUCCCACUGGGGCAACAUCGCCGUCGAGGAGAACAUCGAGAUUCUGCACACGGGGGCCAAAUUGAAGGGGCCUUUCUCGCGCUAUGACUACCAGAGAGACACCGGCAGCAGCCACCACAGCAUAAAGUCCUACAGGACCAUCCUCCCAGCGGCCGCUUACAACAUCUACUACCGGGACAGCAACGGGAACAUUUCCACGUCGCAAGUCCGCACCCGCAAGGACUGGAUCGAGCUGGAAUUGAGGCCCCGGUUUCCGCUGUUUGGGGGCUGGCGCAGCUCGUACACCCUCGGCUACAGCGUCCCGAGCUAUCAGUACUUGUACCGGAAGUCCAGCACCGAAUACGUCCUCAAUAUGCGACUGCUUGACCACGUUUUCGACGACAUGCAUGUAGAGGAGUUGGAGACGAAAGUUGUUUUGCCGGUUGGAGUGACCGAGGUUCAAAUCAAAACCCCCUACGAAGUCCAGAGGCUGCCUGAUGGGGUCACCUUCAAGUACUUGGAUCAGUUCGGCAGGAGCGUCAUCAAACUGAGGAAGACCAAUUUGGUGGAGCAACACAUUCAAGAUUUAGAAAUUGUCUAUCACUGGAGGUCGGGGUUAUUGCUUUUGGAGCCCGUCUUGUUGGCUCUCGCACUCUACGUUUUGUUUAUUAUUGUUAUAAUAUAUGUAAGGCUUGACUUCUCCAUUCACAAACCAGAACACGCUAAAAAGGAAUGAUGUGUGAAGAGAUUGUUCACUUUUUCAUUUUGUUCACUUGUUUUUCUUUUCAUAGUUUCAGUGUGCAUUUGAUUAUAAAAUAAAUAACGUUUUCUACUAA
Messenger RNA from Tribolium castaneum (red flour beetle), 1589 nucleotides. RefSeq lists its product as uncharacterized. Lineage: Eukaryota; Metazoa; Arthropoda; Insecta; Coleoptera; Tenebrionidae. Gene Ontology annotation, cellular component: membrane; oligosaccharyltransferase complex. The coding region runs from base 110 to 1489 and encodes 459 amino acids. The record is from RefSeq and is a predicted model, not a curated record. The transcript has a single exon.